Molecule: messenger RNA, 1558 nt
Organism: Carassius auratus (goldfish)
Lineage: Eukaryota; Metazoa; Chordata; Actinopteri; Cypriniformes; Cyprinidae
Exons: 8
Coding region: 656-1294 (212 amino acids)
Source: RefSeq, a predicted model, not a curated record
AACCAGGCACUGGCCAACAGUGUUAAAGUGAUUGAAGGACUGAAUGAAUAAUUUAGAGGACUGUUCACCUGAGACGACUACAAUUCUGAGACAGAGUAGGAGUGUCUGUUUAACCGGUGUAUAUUGUAUGAGAGUGGACUAAAACUUCUGAUAUAUAGUUAUCUUAUUGUGCUGUCAGGAAGUGUUGGUAUCUGAGUUUUAGGUAAGUUUCAGUGAGCUUUCUUUUAAUGUGUUUUCAAGAAAAUGAUUACUUUCUAUUUGUUGAGGCGAUCUAUUUGUUUUAAGAAAAUGCACUGAAUUCAAAUGUUACGGGCUUACAGUCAAAUAAAUUUUUUUGGAGCAUCCCAAUUUGUAAUUUCUUCCAAAUGUUAAUCUCAUCAGAUGCCUUUGGUAACCUAACACUUACAAAUGUUUAUCUCACUUUUCCUGUUCGUAGGAAGCCAAAAUAUAGUUUGAAGUUUGCUUCCUGUGUUUAGUGUUGCCCCUGGCAGAGGAUUAACUACUAGGUAAAGUUAUACUCGUGGUGCUUUUUAUAUAUAUAACUUGUAAUAUUUAUUUUUCCUAAUGUUGCUGUUUUAAUUGGAUUUCUGCUAUUAUUCCUGACUAAAUCUUGAAAUAAAGACAUUAAGAAUCGAGUGUUUCAAGUGUCUGAAAAAUGGAGGUCAAGCGAGUGAAGAGAGAUGUUAAAACUUUGCUUGAUGAAUAUAUUGGACAGCGACUCAGAGAAACUGGUUUUGAUCCAAAGGGAAAAAGCUCUUCUACAAUGUUAGAUGAUUUGGCCCAUUAUGACUUGGCUAUAAGUGUAGCUUUGUGGUGGCUCAAUAAAGAUAAUGGGAAGAAUGCAGCUGAGAAUGACUACACAGGAAUUGGCAGUUUAAAACAUAUUAGCCAGUACCCUAAUCACCUGGAAAGAGAAGCAAUGAUCCUUUCUUCCUUUGCUGGAAUGCUUCUGAACAGCUUACCUAUAGAAGACAUUCUGUCUCUGUACAAUUGCAAACCAGUGUCAUCUUACCCUCAUAAUAAUACUAAGGGCAAUAUUGUUCACCCAUUCUCCCUCUCUUAUCAUCCAUUUGCUAUGCUCAGUUCAUUCAAAGCAGUAGAUCACUCAAGAAAACACACCCGGGUACUGAAACGCUGGAUCAAGGAACACCGUAAACAGGAGGUCUCUCCAGUAAUAGAGAAACUGGAGUCCUCCUCCACCUCCUCUUCUAGCUCCUCAUUCAGUGAUAGCGAGGACUCUUUAAAAGAUGAAACUGCAAACUAUGAGGGCUCGCAAGAAUCUCUGCAGGACUGAAAACAGCUGCUGUAUAACAAGCAAAUAAUCAAUUUCAUUGUUUAUUGUACACAUGUAACAUUAUUUCAGGUUUUUCUUAUUUUGUCCUUAUUGUUAAAAUAUUAGUUCCUUCCUAACUUUGUUCACAAACCACACUGUAAAAAAAAAUCAAACAAUGAGAAAACUCAAAUAUUUAAGGCAACAAGUUUCAGCAGAUUUUGGAUUUGUAUUUUUUAUUUUUAUUUUAUUUUUCAAAGUGCAUUUAAUAAUAAAGACAGCAGAUCA